Molecule: messenger RNA, 2656 nt
Organism: Amphiprion ocellaris (clown anemonefish)
Lineage: Eukaryota; Metazoa; Chordata; Actinopteri; Pomacentridae
Product: zinc finger protein OZF-like
Exons: 3
Coding region: 147-1322 (391 amino acids)
Biological process (GO): regulation of transcription by RNA polymerase II
Molecular function (GO): DNA-binding transcription factor activity, RNA polymerase II-specific; RNA polymerase II cis-regulatory region sequence-specific DNA binding
Source: RefSeq, a predicted model, not a curated record
CGAGCAUCAACCCCAAAUUGCUUUAGCUUGUUUAGCAAGUUGCUGCGACUAGUUACCAUACAGUAUGAAGUACGAUAAACUUAAAGCCUUCCGGACCGAAAACGUGACAACAUUCGCCUGUAAGGAUUAUUAAAGAGGUUGCAGUGAUGGGUCCAGACACUACACCUGUCCCUAAAACAGAAUCUUCAGAGGAAAGUCCAGGAGAAGUUGUGGUGAAGAUAGUCUCAGAGUCAGAUUCCAAUGAUGCUUCAACUGCUGCAGAAUUUGAGAACUCCAUACAAUCAGAAAGCAACAUAUCAGACAAGUGCUACCCGUGCUCCCUCUGUGGCAAGGCAUUUGACAGACCAUCAAAGCUAGAGAGGCAUAAACCUGUGCAUAUGAGGAAACCCAAGACUAUUCAUCAGUGUAAGCAUUGUGAUAAGAUCUUCACACAAGAAGAGAAGCUGAUCCGACACCAGAAUUGCCACAGUAGGACUAACCAGCACCCCUGCCCUGACUGUGGAAAAGUGUUCAAUAGGCCUUCCAAGUUAGAGAGACAUAGACGCACACACUCGAAAACACCAAAGGUGCCUCAUCAGUGCUCAUACUGCAUAAAGACAUUCAGUAAACUUAACAAACUUGUCCGUCACAUGCGUAUGCACACUGGGGAAAAGCCUUUCACCUGCUCUGUCUGCGGAAAAGGAUUUUCUGAGGCAGGACACUGCAAAGCGCAUGAAAAAACGCACGAGGAGCAGCCAGAAAAACCUCACUGCUGCGCAGACUGUGGAAUGUGUUUCUUCAAGGCCUCAGAGCUCCGUCGACACUUUCGCUCUCACACAGGAGAGAAACCUUUCAGAUGCACCUUGUGUGAGAGCCGCUUCUCCCGCUCGGAGGGACUUAAAAGACACAUGAGGAGCCACACAGGAGAAAGACCAUACAAAUGCAUUAUAUGCGGAAAAGGAUUUUAUUCUCGUCAGGAUAUGAAUGUUCAUGGAUUGACCCACUCAGGAGAGAAACCUCAUCUUUGCCCUGUGUGUGGUAAAGGCUUUUCGCAGCUGGGCAACAUGAAAGAACAUGAACAAAAUGUUCAUAUUAAGGCCGAGAAAUAUAUUUGCAAUGAAUGUGGGGCAACUUUCACACGGUACAAGUCACUGACAAAGCAUCAGCGGACACACACAGGAGAAAGACCCUAUCUGUGCCUCAUCUGUGGUCGUAGGUUUUCUUGGAGCCAUUCUCUUAGCAGACACCAGAGGACACACACACACAGACAGAUGUCUAUGGACACACCUAAAGACAUAAUAAGUUUUGAAGGACCCUGUGAGAAUCCCAGCAGCGAAAAGUAGCGACAAAGUCCUUAGAGAAAGCACAAUUCAUUUUUAAGUAGUGUUUCUGGAGAGAGGAACUGACAAAUUGAAUUUACUCAUUAGUAUUGCAUUGACAACAAAUUUUCACCUUCUGAGAUGAUUUUAUUCACUACUGGCUUUUUAAUUUGUCCAUUAGAAAUUCUUAUUACAGGACAACAGAUUAUAUAAUUUUCUCUUAAAAUUAUUUAUUGAUCAAAUCCAAAAGGUAAACCUUCUGACAAGCGUUGUUAAUCUCAUAUACUGACAGUUAAAAUCCAUACUGUGCCUAAAAAAAUUACUAUCUAAACUGGAUGGAUGUGGAUUAGCUCUGAUCAAAUUCUCCUUUUAUGACAGAUUUGGACUUGCAUUUGGAUAAACAGCUUGAAAGAAUUUACAGAAAGAUUUGUUACAAGCAAAGUUGACUUGCCCUUUCAGAUUGCCUGAAAUUGUGGUUUACCAUUCAGCCAAAUUAGUACAAAUUGACACUUGGUGCACUCCAAUCCGUGGAUCAUUCAAUCUUUUUGUAUUCAGUUGAGAAAGAGGGGAAAAAAGUUAUUUUAAUAUUCAUUUAUGAAUCCAAUACAGCAAACAACACCAACAACUUGUUUCGCUCUCUCUUUUUUUUUUUUUUGUUGAAGUCUAAAAUGGGAAAUGAAGAAACAAACCAUUGACUUGGAUUUUAAUGUUUAGUUUGUCUGGUUUGUGUUAUCAAAUAUAAACUUUUGCGAAAGACAAAAGCUAUAAAGCUACCAUGCAUAAAAGUCAUACAGAUCAGAUUGCAACAUUGUGUGCAACACACAAAAAGGCAAUAACUUCCUGGUUACAUAGCUCAACAGAUCAAACAUCAAGAACAAUUUUGGUUAUUCAUUUCUUUCUUUUGACAUGAGCAUAAAAUCAAAAGCAUGAAAAACCUGACAUUUUUGUUGUUGUUGAAUUCAUAACAACAAUAGUGAUACAUUUUUUAAAUUUUCCAAUUUUGGAUUCUGCGUAGAACCUGACUACAAGGAAUAAUAUACGGAUUCAGUACGGUACAUACUACGAGGUAGCUUAGUGAUUUUGUUACUGCAAUUAACUGAAAAAGAUUUGACUUUAAAAAACUGCCAAAAGACUCUUUUUAUAUUUCCAUCAAAUUGUUAUAAUUUUUGUUAACUGAUUAGUGACUCCUGCAAUGUUCUCUAUGCAGGUAGGCUAUAUCACCACUUGCCACAGAACACCUGCUGUGAUUCCGUUGCUUACAGGGGAGUGUAAGUGAUUAAAUGUGUGCAGUAGUAGUUUUCUUCUUCUAUGAGUUGUGUAAAAUUGAAAUAAAUGAAUUUUAAACUUUAAAAAAAAAA